Phacochoerus africanus (Common warthog) is the source of this 1282-nucleotide messenger RNA. RefSeq names its product bile acid-CoA:amino acid N-acyltransferase-like. Lineage: Eukaryota; Metazoa; Chordata; Mammalia; Artiodactyla; Suidae. Gene Ontology annotation, molecular function: fatty acyl-CoA hydrolase activity. Gene Ontology annotation, cellular component: peroxisome. The record is from RefSeq and is a predicted model, not a curated record. Gene Ontology annotation, biological process: acyl-CoA metabolic process; fatty acid metabolic process.
AUGAUUCAGCUGACAGCUAUGCCUCUGAGUGCACUUGAUGAUGAGCCAGUGCAUGUCCGAGUUACAGGCCUGACUCCAUUUCAGAUAGUGUUUCUUCAGGCAUCACUGGAAGAUGAAAGGAGGAAUAUGUUUCAUUCUUACGUCUACUAUAAGGCCAACGAAGUUGGUGAGGUGGACCUGAAGCAGGCUGCUUCUCUUGGAGGUGAUUAUGUAGGAGUCCAGCCCAUGGGUCUCUUCUCGUCCCUGAAAUCUGAGAAGGUUGGAAUUAAACUCUUCAAGAGAGUGAUGAAUAGCCCCUUUCAGGUCCAAUUAAAACUUUGUGAUUCAGCCGUCCUGUUGACCCACACUGUCUCUACUCCUCCAAUAGUCUGCCUGACUUUAGAGAGGUGGUAUGUAGCACCUGGUGUCACCCGGACCCAAGGCAAAGAAGGCCACAUUCGGGGAGUACUUUUUAUCCCUCCAGGAGAGGGCCGUUUCCCAGGGGUAAUUGAUUUGUUUGGAAUUCUUAGUGGACUGAUGGAAUCCUGGGCCAGUCUCCUGGUCAGUCGUGGCUUUGCUGCCUUGGCCUUGGCUUACUGUAACUAUGAAGACCUGCCUCCCAAACUAGAGAAACUAGAUUUGGAAUAUUUUGAGGAAGCUGUCAACUUUGUCCUGAGACAUCCCAAGAUCCUAGGCCCAGGCAUUGGAAUAGUCUCCAUUUCUAGAGGAGCAGAGAUUGGACUUUCCAUGGCUAUUCAUCUAAAACAAGUCACAGCCACCGUGCUUAUUAAUAAUAACUUUAUUAUUGACGUUCCGCACGUAUAUCAUGAUCAGAUAAGUCAACCUUUGGGCUUCUCUCCUCAAUAUAGCUCCAUAUCUAACUUAGGAUUUAUAAAGUUACAGAACAUUUUUGAGGAAAAUAAAAAUAACGCCAAUAAGGCUGCUUUCCCCAUUGAAAAGGCCCAGGGACAUUUCCUUUUCAUUGUGAGAGAAGAAGAUAAGAAUGUCAACAGCAAAGCACACGCACAACAAGCCAUAGAAUGGCUGAAGAGACAUGGAAAGAAAAACUGGACCCUACUGUCUUACCCAGGGGCAGGCCACCUGAUAGAACCCCCCCAUUCCCCACUGUGCUGUGGCUCCAAUGUCCCCAGUUUUCACAUUGCCAUGUACUGGGGAGGAGAGGUGAUCCCACAUGGAGCUGCACAAGAACAUUCUUGGAAGGAGAUCCAGAAGUUUCUCAGGAAGCAUGUUAUUCCAGUUGUGACCAGUCGUUUCUGAAAGGGGCAAACAUUCCUGAAUAUGG